AUGUUGACUAUCGGUCUCCUAGGGGCAUCAGCCCUCGGGCUGAGCGUCGGCUCUACCAUCGCCUUGGGCAUACCUGCCUUACUAAUUGGAAUCCUUGCCUGGUACAUCAUUUCAUAUUUCAGAGAUCCUCUAGACCUACGAAGAUUCGCAGGGCCAAAACUUGCUGCUUUUUCAGCAGUCUGGUCUAUGAGGCACUGUCUCAAGAACAAGAGAUUCUGGGGAAUUCACAAAGUGCAUGAGAAAUAUGGACCGAUCGUUCGGAUUCAACCCGAUCAUGUUAGCUUCAACCUGGGCGAGGCUAUCAACGAUAUCUACGGUCACGGAAAGGAUCUCAUGAAAGCACCCUUCUACGACACGCUCGCAGCUGCGCAUCGAAGUAUGUUUGAUACGACUGAUAGAGUCGAACAUGGUCUCAAGCGAAAAUACGUUUCCCACAUGUUCGCACCACAGUCCGUCACCGAACUCGAAGACGUCAUUGCAGGUGUCACCAGUGACUUGUGCAAUGUUAUCGACCGAUACGCCGAAAGCGGUGAAUGGAUGAACAUGCGCCAUUGGGUCAGCAUGUACGCAUUUGACAUCAUUGGUCAGAUGGGUUUUGCAACAGACCUUGGCUGCUUGAGGAGAGGCGACGAUAUUCUCGUUGGCCAAACACGAUCAGGAAAGCGGUACACUGCGUCGGCAAUGAAAGGUGUCUACGAUGGAGGGUCUUACAACGUCUUGUGGGGCCAGGCACCUGCUUAUCUCGAAUGGACAAAAUGGCUCACUCAAUGGACAAAGGGACGCUACUAUGCCGACUUCUUCUUCGACGUUGCGAUAGAGCUUGUCAAAAAUCGUGUCCCAGCAGAAGAUGUUGCUGAAUAUGAGAAGACACGACGGUACGACUUGUGGCACCGAAUGGUGGUUGGCAAGAAUGGCGACGCCCUGGGUCUCGAAUUCGAAGAGAUGUUCUCCGAAGCAGCUGUCCUCAUGAUCGCUGGCUCAGAUACCUCCGGAACAGGCGUCUGCAAUACUAUCCUGGAACUUAUUCAGGAUCCCAAAAGACUGAAAAAGCUGCGGGAGGAACUUGACGCGGCCAUCCCACCGGAUACUCAAGUCGCAACUCAUGACCAAGUCAAAGACCUACCAUACUUGGCCGCAUGCAUCAACGAAGCCCUUCGCCUCAGACCGCCAAAUGCUCAAGGGCUCCCUCGUAUCGUUUCUAAGAACGGGGCUACUAUUUGUGGCUAUCAGAUGAAGCCGGGCACGUCCGUUUCCGUUCCCACAUACACUAUUCACCGGAACGAAGCAUACUUCAAGGAUGCCCUCACUUUCAACCCGGAACGUUGGAUCGACAACCCAGAUCCACAAGAGACAUACAACUUGCAGAAAUACGUGAUCCCUUUCUCCCAUGGCAGCAGAGCGUGCAUUGGCCGCAACUUGGCCAAUUUGGAGUUGAGAGUCGCUAUUGCUACUGUGAUGUCAAAGUUUGAGUUCGAAAUGCAGUAUCCUGGCAAGCCUGUCGAGAUUUUUGAACGUUUCAAUUCCAACCCAGAAGACUUUUAUGUGAAAGUCCGACGCCGAGUGAGGGCUUGA
Messenger RNA from Exophiala xenobiotica, 1572 nucleotides. RefSeq lists its product as uncharacterized. The transcript has a single exon. The record is from RefSeq and is a predicted model, not a curated record. Gene Ontology annotation, molecular function: heme binding; oxidoreductase activity, acting on paired donors, with incorporation or reduction of molecular oxygen; iron ion binding. The coding region runs from base 1 to 1572 and encodes 523 amino acids. Lineage: Eukaryota; Fungi; Ascomycota; Eurotiomycetes; Chaetothyriales; Herpotrichiellaceae.